AUGACUUUGUAUUCGAACCUUGAUAAGGCUGAUGUUGAGAGCGUUACAAAUUGGUUUACUUCAUUUUUGGCUAACCCAAAUCCUUUGGCUUCGCUUAGUCCAACAUCUAAACUUAACCUAGUGAAUUCUCUUCUCGAAGACCUUGCCGAAAAUGGUGCUCAAAAAGAAUGGAAUGAGAAAGCACGAUUAUUGGCUUUGCAAACGUUAAAAACUCUGGGGCGUGAUCCAAUUGGAUGUGAUCUCCUUUUCUCUGAUUCGGGGUUUCACACUCUUAUGGCUCAUGCUCAUAUCCUUCAAAAUUCCGAAAGAUUAGUUGACACUCCGGUCUCGCAAGAAGCAUUAAUAUGCAUUGCAAAUUCUCUUCUUAUAAAAGAAGACACGCGUGGCUUGUUCGAAAAGCACAAAGGUGUGUCGAGCUCUACCUGUCGACUUAGGCAAGAAGUUCUUUCGAUAAAUUCACAAUUUCUUUUUUCUCGUAUUCUCUUUCUUAUGACGGUAAAACCAUGUAUUUCUGUUAAACGGUUGAUUGAUGAACUUGAUAUAAUUGAUCUUUUGACCAAAACUAUAUCAACUCAUGUCAACGAAUUAUCUUCUCCAGAUUCAAACCGAGAAUCCACCGCACCAUUCACACGAGAAAGUGUGUUAAAUGAACAGCUGAAAUUACUUUUUAAUUUAAUGCUGAACGAACCUAAACUAGAUCGUGAUGGUGAUGGUGAGAAGAGCAAAGAACCCGUUACCACCUCAAAAUUCAUCAAAUUACUCUAUCCAAUCACUCAAAUACUAAUAAAAAUUGCGCCGCCCUCGCCUUUGCCACUCGCACCGCCAUACUCUCAUGCGAUUCAUGCGCUUUUAAAUUUUCCAAUCGAACAAUACAAAUCAAUUUGGUUUCCGCCUGAACCGGAAAAUGAACAAUAUGCGUUAAUUGAAAUAUUGUUAGAUAUUUUACAAACCAUGAUCUUUAUCGCCAUAAAGGGUGACCCUGAUUCCAAUACUGACCGUCAAUCCAAUUAUGGUGUGGACUUUGACGAGGUGAUAACACCUUUGGUAGCGUUAUUGAAAAAGCUUUCCGAAGAAGACCAAACGACGAAAACCAAAAUAAAAAAUAAACUAUUGCCCGAUGACAUUGAUCGUUCUAAGCCACUAGAAAAGGGAGAAACAUUAUCUGCACGGCUUAUUAGAUUAAUGACAUCAGUCAUGUUUCCUAACUUACGUGAUAACGUCAGCGAAUUACUAUUUACAAUUUGUGAUGAAGAUGCACACCUCUUCAUUCAUCAUGUUGGUUAUGGAAAUGCAGCGGGUUUUCUCAUGAAGCGAAAUAUCCUAAUACCACCUACCAGUUCUAGCAAUUUAUCAAGCAAAACAGGUGAAGCAAUUAACCCCAUCACCGGACAAUAUUACCAAGAGAAUCCACCGUCACUAACCGAUAUGACUGACGAAGAAAAGGAAAGAGAGGCCGAAAGAUUAUUCGUAUUGUUUGAACGUCUCAAAAAAACGGGUGUGAUGUCGGUCGUUAAUCCGGUUGAACAAGCUAUAAAUUCCGGAAAAUUUGAAGAAAUAAACGACGACGAUAAUGUUUCAUAA
Molecule: messenger RNA, 1581 nt
Organism: Ambispora gerdemannii
Lineage: Eukaryota; Fungi; Glomeromycota; Glomeromycetes; Archaeosporales; Ambisporaceae
Source: the annotation of a GenBank genome assembly